Molecule: messenger RNA, 2915 nt
Organism: Eriocheir sinensis (Chinese mitten crab)
Lineage: Eukaryota; Metazoa; Arthropoda; Malacostraca; Decapoda; Varunidae
Product: rhomboid-related protein 4-like
Exons: 7
Coding region: 166-912 (248 amino acids)
Cellular component (GO): membrane
Molecular function (GO): serine-type endopeptidase activity
Source: RefSeq, a predicted model, not a curated record
GUGCUGACUUGACGCUGAGGGGGUGAUUCUGACGUGCUGAGUGAGUGAUUCUGAGUGCUGACUUGACGCUGAGGGGGUGAUUCUGACGUGCUGAGUGAGUGAUUCUGAGUGCUGCCUGGACGUGCUGAGGGGGUGAUUCUGACGUGCUGAGUGGCCCUCCUGAAGAUGUUUUCCUCUCGAAGAAGGCGAGAAGGUGGCUUCGGGCUGCUGCUUUUGGCGCAUCAGCUGCAUAACGUUGGCCUGGAGAAUGUGGGGCCGGUCACUCUGCUCACCAUACUGGGCCAGACUCUGCUGUUUAUGGGCAUCAUCAAUGCCCCUUGGAAUAAGUAUGAUGUCUGUAUCAGCGGACAGGCAAUUCUCCACCACAGGAAGUAUAAACAUCUCUUCCUGUCAGCCAUAGAACACGCCGACGACAUGCACCUCUACUACAACAUGGUGUCCUUCCUCAUCAAGGGAAGGACCUUAGAGCAGAGAUUUGGCUCAGUAAAAUUCAUUAUCCUUCUAGUGGUUUUCACUUUAUCAACAAGUCUGACUUAUGUUGGACUUUCUUGGUUAGCAGCAGAAUUCUUUGAAGAUUAUUCAUACAUGAAAACCUGUGCUAUUGGAUUUUCAGGUGUGAUUUUUGCCUUGAAGGUGUUAACCACGCAUUAUGAAAGGAGAGCAAACAGACAAGUAUAUGGGAUCUACGUGCCAUCUGGCUAUGCAGUGUGGGUUGAGCUUGUGAUAAUCCACCUCCUUGUCCCCAAUGCAUCCUUCGUUGGACACUUGGCAGGCAUACUGGUUGGUCUUGCAUAUAUUCAUGGGCCCCUGAGUUCCCUCAUUGAUGCCAUGUGGUGCACUGUGAGCGAUCGUCCCUACAGGCAGUCCUAUACCUAUGCUCACGGCACAACAAGAGGCUACACCCUGCAUUGAAUCUUGCCGACCAGGUAAAGGAGCUAAGGAAUUUGAAGACAUAAAUGGUACCUGAGGCAUUGUAUUCCAUUAUGGAAAGACCUUGAGUUAUUAGAAUUAAGAAUAAUGUUAGCUCUUUAAAAAAUGUAAUUAUGAUCUCAAAAUUUUCUAUGUUCAAAGUUUAGUUUUGCUGGCUGUGUUUAGGACCAGCUUCCUGAUACAGGUAACUCUCAAUUUACGCGAGUAUUGUAUCCUUGAAGAGGUUGAGUAAAUCAAACAAGAGGUAGGUUUGUAUCGAAAAAUAAUUCAGUGGAGAGAGAGAGAGAGAGAGAGAGAAAUAUCCAUAUCACCGAGAUAUCCACUCAGGCACUCAGUCUCAGCCUCACUCGUGUGAGGAAGAAAUGAGGGACACCAUGAGCGACUGGCUAGUACUGGUACCGGUACCGUAACGUAUAGCUGGUACCGUUAGUACCGGUACCUGUCCACCCCUAUUGUUGAGUAGCGUGGCAGGCUGGGUACUGUAUUGUUGUUCAAGUGGCGUGCGGGAAGAACUGAGCUUAGUUGUGUGGCUGCAGCGCCGUGUGAGUCCUGUUGCAUGAGACAUCUGGUGGCCACUCCAUAAAAUAUCACAUAUAAGUGAAAAAAUGUGUAAAUUAAGCAUUUAUUUGGGUUUUGGACCCCGCGUUAUUUCAAAAAUGCGUAAACCAAACUCGCGUAAAUCGAGUUACCUUUAUUCUCAUGCCCACAUUUGUGAAGUUUAACCCCUUCAACACGAGGAUGCGUAUACUGGAUCCUUGCAUACCCCGUACCAUAUCUGAGGACGCACAUAUUGCGUCCUGGCUCGCUUUUACCUAUAUAUGAGUUAUUUUAUCUAUAUAUUUAUGCUUACAUUUCAAAAUUAUCAUAUAAUUUAUGUUUCUUUAUGUGGACUAUUUAAUUCUGCAUGUUUUCAUAUAUAAUACAUGAUGAUUAUGUUGAGUUUAUGGCUGAAAACUUGUUAUAUUCAAUAGUGACAUUUGAAAUUUGGCACGUGCGGCGAUCUCGGAUAUGGCGCAGGGCACUGUUUUGGCCCGGUCAUAGUGAAGGGGUUAAAACCAUUGGUGUGUGUUGUGUUUACACAUGUUUACCUUCCCUGGGCCCAGUGACUGUGCUGGUUAAAACUGUUGGAGUGUGUUGCGCUUACUCAUGUUUCCCUUCCCUGGGCUCGGUAGCUGUGCUGGUGCUGUGAUGGCUGUGUUGGAGAGUGUCCAUUGUGCCUGUGAUAAUGAUGGCUUGUUCAAUGUCUUCAUGGGAAACUACUGUGUUCAUAGGAGCUCCACACACUGCAGAGUGGCUGCCGGUAAUUUCAUCGCUGCUUUAGUCAUAAGGCGAAUAAGAAAAAAAUGUAAGCUCAGUAUGACUUUUUUAUUUAAAGUAAUCAACAUUAUCACAGACAGAUGCCACAUAACUAUUUUGAUAUAUAAAAUGGGCCACAGUCAUAUUCUAUUACACCAUUGUCUUUUUGUAAGAACCAUUAGAACCAUACUGAUGGAUAAGUGUCUUGGUAUGUUAUAAUAUUAUACUGUGAUAUAAUGCUGACAGAUUUGUGGUGGUGCGGGACUCCUCCUGACACACUGCUUUUUGUAACAGCCGUUAGAACUCUAAUGAUGUACAAAUGUCCAAGCACAUUUUUUUUUACUUAAUAUUACACUGUGAUGUAACACUGACAUAUAGGUAUUCUUGUCCCAAUAUUAGUGUUGAUCCCAAUCAUUUAUUAUAAAAACUUGUACCUGCAUGAGAGUUGUGACACAAACCUAGAUAAUGUUCAGCUCUAAGAGCAUGUUAUAUGCAUCAGCCUGGUGCAAGCCAUAGUAGGCUGACACUUGUGCAGCAGGCCAACCAAUAAGCUAUAUUUCCAUACAUCCUGCAGGCUGAUCCAAGACUGGUGAUAUAGUACAUACGUGCUGCUACUCUCUAUGUCUGUUACGUUCUCUCUGAAGACAACAUUUUGUCAAAAUUUUUGAGUAUAUAGUGCUCCUACUUCA